CUUUGACGUUCCUCUUUGCUUCUUGUCGUGCGUAGCAAUCGUAGCGUAACCUAGAAUUAUUUGCCAUUUUGUUUUGUUUGAUAUCGUGUGGUGUUUCGCUUUCCGGCGCGGCGUUCUUUUAAGUGUUUCCAAAAAUUUCAAUUUAACUUGUAAAGAAAAUGAGUACCAAACGCAAACACGAAUCCGAAAACGAAGACGCUCCCGAACCUUUUGAAAGUUCCGGAGACGAGUGGGAUGGUCAGGCGGGAAGAAAGUCCGCCAGGGUGGUUAAGAAAGCGAAGCGAGUAGCGGAAGACAGUGAUGAUGAAGAAGAUAAAGAUGAGGGGGAAUUUUCAGAGGAAGAACCGAAAUAAGGCAAAAAGGCCGGCCCCAAGGGCAAGGAUAAUGAAGAUGGCGAGGGGUCUGAUGGGGAUUUCAAAGGAGAGGAGCAGCCACAAAAGAAAAAACCUGGACAAAAGAAAGCUGCGACUAAACCCGCAGCUAAAUCUUCAGCUAAAGCCACUCCAAAAAAGAAGGCGGCUACCAAUGAAAGUGAAGGUGAAGAAGACUCUUCUGAAGAGGACAAUUCAGAUAAUGAAGAUUCAUCUGGUUCUGACAAAUCGAAAACUAUACAACCCCUUCCAAAAACAAUUUAUUCUGAAGAUUUUGCAACCGACUCAUUCGUCAUACUCAGAAAAGAUAUCAAAGGUGGACCUCAAGCGCGUCCAGUCAUUUGGAGGAUUGAUGGAAAAGCAAUAUUGCAAAAAUUUGAAGCAUUUGAUGAGGGCGAUAAAGUCCAACAUAGAAACACUCCUAUUUACACUGGUUGGUCUCCCUUGGACCAAGAGCUUUAUGCCCCCCUCAAAGUUGAUGUGAAAUCUCAAUUCAAGAGUAAUUUGGAGGUUGUGGAGGUGUACUGGAACGAAUUGAGUGCUGUUGAUGAUAGUGAUUAGUUGUAUUAUUGCUGUCUUAAAUGUCACUUUGAAGUACUACAAUUUUUAUUUUGAUUAGUCAUAUUAUAAGUGUAUUUCUAUUUCAAAUUUCAAUAGGCAAAGCAAAUCUUGUUUUUUUUUUUCUUUUAUUUUCCUACUGUUAACCUUUUUUAUGUGAGUUUUGUUUGAUUUAGCGACAAAUCUGAUUUACUAUAAAGUAAUUUUUUGAUUAGGUAUUCAAAACCUACAUAAUAAUAGUGUCUCAUGAAUUUGAGUUUUAAGUUUUUAUAUCACUAUGUAUUACCUUUAAUUAAAUAUAGUUUUUCAUUUAAUUUAAUUUUCGUUUUAUUUAUUUGUCAAAACA
This is a messenger RNA of Ceutorhynchus assimilis (cabbage seed weevil), 1275 nucleotides long. The record is from the annotation of a GenBank genome assembly. NCBI's taxonomy places the organism in Eukaryota, Metazoa, Arthropoda, Insecta, Coleoptera, Curculionidae.